Amphibalanus amphitrite is the source of this 2746-nucleotide messenger RNA. Its product is annotated as facilitated trehalose transporter Tret1-like. The record is from RefSeq and is a predicted model, not a curated record. Gene Ontology annotation, biological process: transmembrane transport. Gene Ontology annotation, molecular function: transmembrane transporter activity. The coding region runs from base 390 to 1862 and encodes 490 amino acids. The transcript is spliced from 3 exons. NCBI's taxonomy places the organism in Eukaryota, Metazoa, Arthropoda, Thecostraca, Balanomorpha, Balanidae. Gene Ontology annotation, cellular component: membrane.
GGAACGUCAGUUGUCGUGAAUCAAUGAUUAAUGAAGCAAUGCGUCGAUUUUUUAAGGUGGCAAUUUCCUUUUAAGUAGCCUACAGUGAUGAAUUCUCUUCUCAUGACAAGUCGGACACAGAACAAAUCGCCCAAACAUCCCAGUAUUGCCAUACAAAAUGAAGGAGACCGUCAGUCCCGGUGGAAGGUCGGCGUGAUUGUCUCCAGCUGCUAUGACGCGGCCGGCGACCGGCGGAGUCGUGACGAGGGCCAACUGGUGACCGGCUCAUCAGCGGCUAAUGAGCGCGGCACAGGUGCCGAGAGGACGGGGAGGUGGUCCGGGGACCCUGUGCGACACAGACGGCCGGCACCGCGCCGCGGCCGGCCACGGACUCGACCCCUACCGCCAACAUGGGAAAAGGACGCCAGGUGCUUGGCUCUCUGGCCGCCAACGGCUUUCUGCUGGCCUACGGCCUGCAGGAGGGGUACACGACGCCGGCGCUGCCGCAGCUCCGGCAGGCCGGCUCCGGGCUGGCCGUCAGCGACGAGGACGCCUCCUGGAUCGGCAGCAUCUUCCUCCUGGGGAUUGCUAUCGGAACGCCGCUGCAGGGCCCGAUGCUGGCUCUCGGUCGACGUCGCUCGCUGAUGUUUGUCUCUCCGGUGAUGUGUCUGGGCUCGCUGCUCAUCACGUUCCCCAACAGCGUGGCUAUGCUGCUGGCCGGCCGCUUCGUGAACGGCGUGUGCAUGGGCUCGGUGCUGCCAAUGCCGCACAUCUUCAUCAGCGAGACGGUGGCGCCCGAGCUGCGCGGUGCGCUCGUCGGCGCCGGCAUGUUCGGCAUCAACAUCGGACUCAUCACCGUGUACAGCCUGGGAUUGGCGCUCAGCUGGCAGCAGAUCGGCGGCUUCAUCGCCGCCUUCUACGGCCUGUACCCGCUGCUACUGUGGCCGCUGCCCGAGACGCCCAACUGGCUGGCCACGCACGGCCGUGACCAGGAGGCGCGGCGCUCGCUGCUCUUCUACUCUGGCGACGCCGCCGGCGCCGAGACCGAGCUGGCGCGCAUCAAAGAGCGCAGCACGGCGCACAACCCGGACCUGCCGCCGGUGUCGGAGCUGCGCAGACGCGCCUUCUACCUGCCGCUUCUCGUCAGCGUUACCGUCACACUAUGUAAGGCCACCUCUGGCACGCCGGCCAUCCACCUCUACAGCUACGACAUGUUUGUGGCGGUCGGCGGUAGCGCCGAUCCUCUCCAGGCCUCCGUGGUGAGCACGGCGCUCAGCUCGGUCGGCUCUGUACUGGCGUUUGUCCUCAUGGACCGCGCCGGUCGCCGGCCGCUAUUCCUCCUCGCCAUGCUGACCUGUGGUAUCUGCUGGGUGGCCAUCGGCUCCGCGGCGCUGCUCGUGAGUGACCCCAUCGCCACCGACUGGGUGGCCAUCCUCGGCUUCUCCGUGGCGCUGUUUGUCUACAACAUCGGCAUCGGCCCGGUCGGCAUGGUAAUCAUGGGGGAGAUGAUCCCGCUGCGAUACCGUACCAUCAUAUCGCCCCUCCAGUCCAUGAUCAUGUGGAUCGCCAGCUUCGCCGUCGGCAAGACCUUCUUCCAGCUGCGCGACGCGCUCAACUUCUUCGGGUUAUGUUUCUUGUACGCCAGCACAUGCGCGCUGUUUGCCGUACUCGGUUUCCUUCUGGUACCAGAGACAAAAGGUAAGACGCUCUCUGAGAUUGAGGAGAUGUUUGAACAGGGUACUCUACCGGUUAGCAGGAGAGCCAGCGCCCAUUACGACACCCUCAAAGACGAACCGGAGGAGAAGUCUGCCGUUAACCGCGCGUCCCGACCGCCCGUCUACGGCACGGAGGCACCGUCGUCGCCGCCGCAAGAGCCUAUCUGACGGAGUUUGAGACGGACCAGGGACGCCAUCUUAGGACGGUCAGUCACGUCACACCGGUGACUCAAUGAUGAGCCGGUCACUUUUUGACGUGACCAUUGACCAGUGCUGACUGCACCCUACGAUUGCAACGCUCUUCGUGGCUGAGGGAGUAAGCAAGUCUGCUAUGAGGGUAGAACGGCGGUAGUUAUAUAACAUACAAGUGCAACAAUGACAAUAAGCAUCGCAGUCGGAGCCAUAGCUAUCAGUAUCAUAGCCGUUCAGUUAUUUGAACAGCUGAAGCCUGAGAGUAUCACCUCCUGCUGCCCAAUAGGCAUUUACGAGUGGCGUGGUUAAUGAUUUGCAACUCUGACUGGAAUGAUCUGCCACAAAACAGCGUUCAAUACAAUAUAUUUUGAAUGAAUUAGAGCUAUCUCAUAUAGCAGGAAGCAGUUAGCGGGCAUUUGGUACGAAUACAUGAUGCAUAAUUCCUGAUGCUGGUGUAGGUAACAUUCCCUUAUAAAUGCAUCAGUCACUGCGUCAAGUGUACAAUUACACCCUAAUGUUGCCAAGUUGGCGAAUAACGAAGGGUGGCCACUUUAUAAGAUUGCUCCCUUGAUUACCGACGGCUGAUGCGGACUGCGGUACGCGACUUUGUUACCGGCUGGGUUAGCUGGAAACACCCCCUCAUUGGCGCACAGAGGGUGGCAUCCAGCGACCCCCGACGAGCAUCGGGACGGUACGGUUCGCCCACCGAGCACGUGUAUAAAUAACACUGGCGCGACGAGGAAUGGCAUCAAUCACCACUGUGAACACUGUUCUUUGUAUAGCAUACACACGUUGGGUCGCCCGGGCUAAUGAUAGGCCAUGCAUAUGUGCUAUGGAAUGAGUGAUACUAUAAUAAAUCA